AAAAUGAUGAAGAUGAGGAGAACCAAAUGGAGGAAGAGGAUAGAGGUGGUAGCAGGAGCUGGUGUUUUGCUGCUGCCUUCAGUUUCAUAAAUGAAACAAUGAAUGACACUUGCCUCUGGUCAGACUGCAUGAUCGGGAAAGUAGUUCUAUAGCUCUGUGUCCAGUCCGGUAACAACUGUUUAGGGUCUGGUCUUGGUCUGGUGUCAGUCUUUGAUUUAACAUUCAGUACCAGUGUUCUGAUGGUCUGCACUACCCAGUGGCAGUAGCAAAAGCUCCUUAAUCAUCUAAAUGAGCUCUCAGCGCUGCUUAUCUCUGAUGUUUCUCCUAGUGACUGUAGCUCUGUGUCUGGUCUGGUGACCCUAAACAGGGUCUGGUCUUCAUUUCGGUGUUGGUUCGUGGUUUCACAUUCAGUACUGGCGACAUUAGCAAUAGCUCCUUUAACAUUUAAAAGAGCUCCCAGUGCUGCCUGUCUCUGAUAUUUCUCCCAGCAUUUUUCACUCGCUAGCCACUGUUGGGGUGUAGGCACCUUAAAAUCUGUCAGCACUGCAUUUGUUUUUAGCUCAUUAAGGUAACAAUCACCUGUUAGACCCUUCGUCAGUUUUGCUCAUACAAAUCUGUCUUCUGGAGAGAAAUGUUGAGGGCGCAAAUAGGUCUUUUGGAAGUUGUGUUCAGCUCUCUCCCACUGUGCUCUAAUUUUCUUUUCAUGUGGAAAGUGACCUCCACACUUAAAUCUAGUUUUAAGAUUUAAUGAGAAGAACAAAAUUAAAGAAAAAAAAAUUAAGUAUUCUUUGUAAAUAUAUUUGUGAAAGAAUACCUAUGAAAACAAUAAAAAGGUGAAGAAAAUAACAAAUUCACAUCUUAAUAAUGUGCCAAGGAUACAUUAUAAUAGCUAAAGAAAGGAAUUAUCUUUUGAUCAUAUCUUGAGUAAAGUUUUUAUGUUUUUACUUGCUACAUUAAAUGGCAAAUUAAAAUGUUGCUAAAUUAUUUAUUGCUGGAAUAAUUCAUUUAUUAGGUUAUUUAUUUCUGAAUAUAUGUAUGGUAAUGGCAGGAUUGGCCCUCCAUACUAAAUGCCCCAGAGGAUUUUUCAUGAAAGCUGAUCUCUCUGAAGCUGUUUGUACAUGCCCUUAUUGUCAUGUCAUUAGAGCUUUUACUUCACGCAAAACAGACUCAGAUGAGUUCACAGACACUUCGGUACCAGAGCUCUGUUAGACUCAGAGAGACUUUCAGAGUCACUGCCUGAAGCUGCUGUCAAACACGAGAUUUUGCACAAAGAUGACACCAACAAACUCCAGUUCUGGUUCCACAGACGAGCAGAUUGAACCUUGUACCAGGGAUGAUGAUAACAAACUGGGAGCAAAUCUGUCUUACAUUUACUACUUCAUGUUUGUCUUCAGUUUUAUCACCAACCUGCUGGUUCUGGUUAUCAUCCACCGGUUUGAGAAGUUGUACACUGUGAUCAACAUCUUGCUGCUGAACCUGGUGGCGUCCUCCCUGAUCUUAAUGAGCAGCCUUCCCUUCCAGGCCGUCUACAUGCAGAAAUCUGAAUGGAUUUUUGGCUCAGCUAUGUGCAAGAUCGUCUUCAGCAUCUACUACCUGGGUUUUUACAGUUCUGUUUUCUUUUUAACUCUGCUAACAUUUGACCGUUACCUUGUUUUUGUACAUUUUAUGCCUGUAGUACAUGUAAGGAGUCGACGCAAUGCUAUCAUUUCCAGUGCAGUGGUGUGGGUGAUCAGUGGUUUGGCUUGCAUUAGGCCCAUGAUCCUCCAUGGCACCUAUAGGCAUUGGGGCACUGAGUACUGUGAGGAGUUUGCUCGUAUUGAUGGUAUGAAUGUAAAGAAGCUCAAAAAAUCUGGAUUUUAUAUUCAGCUUUGUGUCUUCUUGAUCCUCCCUCUGGCUAUUGUCAUAUUUUGUUAUACUAGGAUUGUGAUCACUGUCAAAAAGUCCCGAUCAGCUUCUAAAUUCCAUGCAGUCAGGGUGAUAUUUAUGAUCGUAGUGUUGUUCUUCAUCUGCUGGAUCCCUUUUAACAUUGUAGAACUCCUGCAUUAUGAAUAUGAGUCUGUUUGGAGCUGUGCAGCUAAAAAGAAACUUGGUUCUGCUCUUCAUGUCACCCGCAACAUGGCGUACAUUUACUUCUGCAUCAGUCCAAUGUUUUAUACAUUUGUAGGAAAAAAAUUUCAGAACCAUUUCAAACAGCUGCUGGUGAAAUGUUUCCCAAGAUUACAAGAUCAUAUUUCUUUUAACACAGACAUUAAAACAACACACACUUCAAGAACUGAACUUAGUCUUAAGAAAUGAAUUUGUCUUUGUGAGUUUGUCAUCAUUCACCCUGAGUCAAACCAACUGCAGUACCUUGCAACCACAUUUAUGCUUUUUAAACUUCAGGCCAUCUUUUCAUGGUACAAAAACAACCCUCACUUUGACCUCAUGUAUUGUCAUCAUACUGAAAAAUUAUUUGAGGAUAUCAGUGAUAGGUAUUACAAUCAGUACUACUUAAGCUCAUGAGUGUGAGUUCUUAUAUCAUACAGCUAAACCUACAGAUGGUGCCUUUUGAAUCAUUUCAUCUGGCUGUUUCAGUAGACCUUGAGUUACUAUUUCUAAUUUCUAAUUAUGGGAUGUAUUUCAAAGUUUGCUAGAUCUUGAGCUCUGUUGUCAUGUUCCCCAUGUUACACACAGGAACAUCUUUGGAUUGGGUAUUUAGAUGGGAAGAUUACAGUCUGCUGUAACUCCUGUUUAAACCUGAUCAAGACAACAAACUCCAAUAACUGUUGGAGUUAACAUGCUUACUUUGUAACAUUACCAGUACAGUAUUGACUUAAUUUAUUAAUAUAACCUUAUGAAUCUAGGUGUUUUUCUUUUCAUGUGUUGUUUAGAGUGUUUUUUUAUGUGACGUCAUAACAAUCACAAAGAAAUCUGUUAGAAAUCAGCAACAAAAAAUGCUUAAGGAACAACAAACUGGUAUACUAGGGUAUUUGUGCUCUGUAUAUGCGCACACUUUAUGUAAUAUCAGUGAUACAAAUGUCUGUCGCAACUGUAUUAUAAUAAAAUUCACAGCAAAAUCCUUUAUAAGCAGACAACUAUAAUCUAUACCCUUGUAUUAUUUAACAGACUUGAAAUUAUUAGCAAAAAAUAGAUACCACUAGAAUACUUGUCCAAUGAUCAGGAUGAUUCUGUUUUUCUGUUUUUGUGUGUGCUGAGGAAAUAAUAUCAUCCCGUUGUAUUGUGUAGUUUGUUUAUUUUUUUGAUUGGUAUGCAGUGUAUAGUAAGUGAAGAUGUAAUUAAAUCAGAAACUGGCCUCACAUUAUGCAAAGCCAUUAAUAUAUAAGGAUAUAAGUUAUGUUUGUUUACUUUUUUUAUUCUGUACAUUAAAUUGGAUGUCUUCAAAACUGUCUUUGUCAUGACUUGCUUUCUUUUUAGUAAUAUUACUGGGGAUUCCAGGAGAAAUUUAUGCUAGCUGUCAGGUGCUGCAAACACAUUAAAAAACAAACAAACAAAUAAACAAAAAAAAAACAACCAAAAAACAAAUGCAACAGAAAAUGCUGCAACCACAAACAAUAUACUGCAUUCACAAAUAAGAUGCUGUAAUCACAAAAUAAAAUUGUCCUCAGAUUUUCCUUAAAUCCAAGGAUAAAAUGCUCAAAAUAUCAACUAUAGUCAGAGUGACUGGUCCCCAGUAUUUUACCCCAUAUGGUUCCUCUGAGUCUCCUUCAUAGAGUCCCAAGACAGCUCAGAAGAAAUGUCUUCUCCUGGACCUGAGGUUUUUAAAUUGAUGACUAAAAUGAACGACCAAGUCCUGCUGGGCACAUCUUUUCUUAGUGCUCACAAAGCAGACUUUACCUCAUCACAACCACCUGGCUGGGAUUACCCAAAACAACCUCCACUCUCCGUAUCAGAGGUCUGAGGCUGGGCUCCAGGUAGUAGCUUUACACCUGUCUACCUCUAGAAUGCGUCUGGUCCCCCGUCAGUACCAAACAGGACAGUACCUGUCUGGAUCACUAAAAGAAUAUUAACAAAAAACAGAAAUACUAAAUGCAGCAGUCUAAAAUCAAACCUCAGUCUCAUCCCAUGUCUAAUUCAUGAAAUAUCUGCCACCAAGUUACUUAAACCGACCCUUAACAAAACCUCAAAAUAUGUCAAACAUUUCUAUACUGACUCCAAUCAUCUUUUAUCUGCUAUAUGCAUUGAUUAUGGCUGCUUAAUAAUUGUGGGAGAUUUCAACAUGUAUGUUGACAAGCUUGAAGACAGAGGAGUAAAAAAGCUGUGUGAUACUCAACAGUCAGACAUGUUGAGUUGGUCUGAGUCAACAUGUCAAACAAGCAACACACAAUCGACGACACGAUUACUGAGCUGGUUAUCAGUGAACAUUUCUGAGGUCUCUGUAACUGAUGUCGCCCUGUCUGAUCUUUUCUCAGUUUUUCAAAAAAAUACUUUCUCUGUUGACUCACUUAGUCUAAAAUCAAACCUCAGUCUCACCCCAUGUCGAAUUUGUAAUGUUCUUUACAUACAUUUUGUAAUGUAAAGAACAUUGCAAAAUGUUGUUUCACAGACAAUACAGCAGAAACAUAAGAUCAGAUCUUCUCUUACACCUCACCUCUAUGUUGCAACCUUGUAGAUGAGUGAGUAGAUAAAUUCCACUCUACAAUUUCAGAUAUCAUUGAUUUUACGCUUCUGUUAAAGUGAACGUCGUGUCUAGUAGGAAAAAGACUCCAUGGAAACAUGAACAAACAAUUAGAUCUGCAAGAAACCUUUGUCACAGGGCUGAAUGUAAAAGGCAUAAAACUCAACUUCAUGUUUACUAUGAAAUCUUCAAAGAUUCCAUAGCAAUCACUCAACACUAAAACCUCGGUUCUAGUGUUUGCGUCAGUCAUAAACAAAAACAUUAAUGCUCGUGCUUUACUUACCACAGCUGACAGGAUCAAAACCCUCCUGUGACUCAACCACUGCUUCUUGAACUUGCCUCUUCUUUGAAGAGUAAAUAAAAAGAAAAUUAGAGGGUUAAGCUGAACAUCCUCACUAAAUCCAAUAUCAAUGCCGUGUCCAAGCAUAACAAAUGCAGAAAAAAAUAUGACUAUAAAAGCCUAGAAGAAAUUAUAAAUCAAUUAAACUCACGUUCAUGCACUCUUGAUUUCCAUUUUCUUUAAGAAAGUCCUGCCUGUCAUGGUAUCUGAUCUGAUUCAAAUGGUAAACUCAUCGCUUCCAUCAGGAGUUUUCCCCCAGGCUUUAAAAACAGCAGCCAUUAAAACACUGAUAAAUGAACAACAAUUUGGACAAAUCACUGCUGCAGAAUUACAGGCCGACCUCUGACCUCCCAUUCAUCAGUAAAAUUAUUGAAAAAGCUGUGUUUAAACAAUUAACCAACUGUUUUGAUGUCUUUCCAUGGUUUCCAUGGCUACCACAGUACAGAGACUGCCCUCGCCCUUAGUGUAAAGACUGGAGAAUUGGGUCAGAAUUCUCACCUGGUUCGAAUCUUACAUAAAGAACAUCGUUCUUUGAAAUGCUUUAAAGUAGUACAACAUCUGUUAGAGGUUGAGGAGAAGAGGGUGAUAGCAUAAGCUAACAACGCCAAUAAUAAAAAAACAAGCAACCCCAAACAGUCUCUCACUAAAGAUGUGGUGGAGAGGACCCAACACACUAGCUAAGGGGUGCCCAAGUCCAGUUCUUGAGAUCCACCAUCCUACAACUCUCAGAUACAUCCCAUCUCCAACACAACUGAAUCAAAUCAGUGGCCCAUUACCAGGCCUCUAGAGAGCUGAAUGGCUGCUGAUGAGGGAGUUCAGCCAUUUGAUUCAAGUGUGUUGGACCAGGGAUGUAUUUCAAAGUUUGCUUGAUCUUGAACAUGGACUCGGGGCCCUCUGCACUGAAAGAAAAGAAAAGUAAAAGUAAAGUUGAGUAAUUAUUGGGAUGAGUUUACAGGCAGAGGAAACAUGACUGAGCUGAAUGGGUGUUACUGAGAAUCUGAGAUUAAAUGCAAAAGAAUUUUAAAAAGUAACAGUCAUGUUUCCCAAGUUACACACAGGAACAUUUUGGAUUUGUCUUUAGAUGGGAAGCUUACAGUCUGCUGUAACUCCAGUUCAAACCUGAUCAAAACAACAAACUCCAGGAUAUGUUCCAAUAACUGUUUUAGUUAACAGGCUUACUUUGUAACACUACCAGUACAGUAAUGACUACAUUCAUUAAUAUGAUCUUAUGAAUCUAGGUGUUUUUGUUUUCAUGUGUUGCUUAGAGUGUUUUGUUAAGUGACAUCAUAACAAUCACAGAAAAAAUCUAACAGAAAUCAACAACAAUACAAUCUUAAGCAGCAACAAACAGGUAUAUUACAUCUUGCUUAAAUACAUGCACACUUUAAUGCAUGUAUUUAUAUCCGUGUAAUAUCCGUGACAAAAAUGUCUGUCACAUCUGUAUUGUAGUAAAAUUCACAUUAUAUCACAAGUCUUUCUAGGAAAACAGAAAGACAGCUAUUAGGUAUAUUAUUUAACAGACUUAAUCCAAUAUUUUUCUGAUGAUCAGGAUGUUUCUGGUUUUGUUUUUUUGUUUUUUUCUGUCUACUGUGCUGGACUAUUUGUAACAUUGCAUUGUAUAGUUUUUUUUUGUUUUUUUUGUAUGCCAUGUACAAGUGAACAUGUAAAUAAAUCAAAAACUGGCCGGACAUCUUGCAAAACUAUUAAUAUGU
Messenger RNA from Xiphophorus maculatus (southern platyfish), 6667 nucleotides. RefSeq names its product C-C chemokine receptor type 3-like. Gene Ontology annotation, biological process: chemotaxis; G protein-coupled receptor signaling pathway; immune response. The record is from RefSeq and is a predicted model, not a curated record. Gene Ontology annotation, molecular function: chemokine receptor activity. Bases 1273 to 2295 code for a protein of 340 amino acids. Gene Ontology annotation, cellular component: membrane. The transcript has 3 exons. Lineage: Eukaryota; Metazoa; Chordata; Actinopteri; Cyprinodontiformes; Poeciliidae.